AUGCCUAAAAACAAAGGAAAGGGAGGUAAAAAUCGAAGGAGAGGUAAAAAUGAGAAUGAAAAUGAGAAACGUGAGUUGAUCUUCAAAGAAGAGGGACAGGAAUAUGGACAGGUGACAAAAAUGUUGGGAAAUGGACGUCUGGAAGCCAUGUGUUUUGAUGGUGUCAAGAGAUUGUGUCACAUUCGAGGCAAAUUGCGCAAGAAGGUGUGGAUCAACGGUGGAGACAUCAUCUUGCUAGGGCUGAGGGACUACCAGGACACAAAAGCUGAUGUCAUCCUGAAGUACACAGCUGAUGAAGCUCGUAACUUGAAGGCUUACGGGGAGUUGCCAGAUUCAG
Molecule: messenger RNA, 337 nt
Organism: Candidula unifasciata
Lineage: Eukaryota; Metazoa; Mollusca; Gastropoda; Stylommatophora; Geomitridae
Source: the annotation of a GenBank genome assembly